This is a messenger RNA of Caenorhabditis angaria, 579 nucleotides long. Lineage: Eukaryota; Metazoa; Nematoda; Chromadorea; Rhabditida; Rhabditidae. The record is from the annotation of a GenBank genome assembly.
AUGUUUUCUGAUCCAAUUUGGGCAGCUGAUUGUUCGGGAAGAUUUUCGCAAUCUUCACUGGAAUCACAAAAAGAUGUCAUCGCUGUUUUAUCAAACAAAAACGGAUUUGCAUAUUUCGAAAAUUCAACACUGGUUCUUCGAAUCGGUGAUAAUCCAGAAUAUUUUUUCAAAGCUGAAUUACAACAAGAAAAUGGAGAAUACCUCAUUGAUAGUUAUUCAAAACAUUGUUCAGCUUUGGACAUCGCAAAAGAUCUCAACAAAAUCUACAGAAAUCUUGAAAAAUCUAAAGAUUUUAUUGAUAUUCUAACAGAUCCUUAUAGAAUGCAAACAUGUAAUUAUGCAAAUAUUCCAUUUUCUCUCGAAAAAUUGGUUGAUCAUAAUAAGUUCGAAUUUCGAAGUGGGUUUAACACCGAAAUUCUAGAAGCCAAAUUUGUGGAAAAAGAUGUUUUGAAAUAUUUGGUUCAGUUCACAGCAAAAAAUAUUUGGACAUCAGGAGUAUCGCCAAAAAUUCGAUUCAGAGCUGUGAAAAAUUCAGAAACUCAUAAAUAUAUGCUUCAAAAAGAAUUUAAACUUUGUUAG